AUGUUAGCUUACGGACUGGCUAAGGAGUGCCUGGAUAUGUCUACCCGGGUAUUAUCGCUAGAGUUGGCACCACUGAUCCGAGUGAAUGCAAUCAGUCCCGGCUCAGUGUUGUCCCACCCGUUGAAUACGCCAGACCCGGUGGCUGUGGCCCAGUAUAACAAGACCGUCAAAAUCACACCAUUGGCCAGAAUAGGUCAGCCCUCAGACAUCGCCAAAGGUGUGGUAUUCCUGGCCUCCAGUGAUGCCGAGUUCAUCACCGGUCAGAAUCUGGUCAUCGAUGGCGGACUCAACUAUAACAUGGACUCAAACUUUUCUAAUCCAUAA
Molecule: messenger RNA, 324 nt
Organism: Oppiella nova
Lineage: Eukaryota; Metazoa; Arthropoda; Arachnida; Sarcoptiformes; Oppiidae
Source: the annotation of a GenBank genome assembly